Aspergillus puulaauensis is the source of this 1173-nucleotide messenger RNA. RefSeq names its product Zn(II)2Cys6 transcription factor domain-containing protein. Gene Ontology annotation, cellular component: nucleus. The coding region runs from base 1 to 1173 and encodes 390 amino acids. The transcript is spliced from 2 exons. Gene Ontology annotation, biological process: positive regulation of transcription by RNA polymerase II. Lineage: Eukaryota; Fungi; Ascomycota; Eurotiomycetes; Eurotiales; Aspergillaceae. The record is from RefSeq and is a predicted model, not a curated record. Gene Ontology annotation, molecular function: DNA-binding transcription factor activity, RNA polymerase II-specific; zinc ion binding; sequence-specific DNA binding.
AUGACCCCCCAGCAGCGCCGCAGGUCUCGCAACGAGAACAUCCCCCACAAUUUCAUCCAGAAUUGGCAAUGCCCCGGCGCUGAGGGUGCCAGGCCUGUGGUGCGCCGGCCAAUCACCGCCUGUGGAUCGUGUCGCUCUGCAAAGGUCAAGUGUACGGGCCCCCAGAAUGCUUGUGAUAGAUGUACGACCCGGGGUAUUCCCUGCAGAUAUACUGCCCCCUCCACCACCUCCUCCUCCAGCUCGCGCCCUACGACGGCGUCCAUGAGUCCUUCCAAUAAUGUCGACAGCUCCGGCUCCUCGCCCAAUAGCCACUCGCCUGCCACCGUUAACACGCCGCUGUCUGGGUCACUCAAGUCGGGAGUUCCCAUGACGAUGGAGUGGGAGAUGGAUACAGUCGACCCACUGCGUCUUAACGAUGAAGCCCACCACCAGGAUAUGAAUGGGGUUGUCGACUGGUCGAAAGACAUGUCAAGUUACCUAUUCGACUGGUCAUCAUUAGACCUGGGCCACAAUACCAUCGACCCCCUGAAUACACUCAGCACCGGCGAACUAGAUGUCUUCCCGACAGCUGCGCAGACACCCCUGCUAGCAAACCAGGAGCGUAGUACCGGACUGGCCACGACGGCAACCCCUGCUCCCUCCACGCCCUCCCAGGGUAGCUGCCAGUGCCGCACGAACCUCAUGCUCCAGGUGCCCGAAGUCCACGAGGCAAUGCAGGCCAAGCCGCAUCCGCAGCUCGACCGCAUAUUCAAAGUCACAGGGAACGUCCUCGGUGCGUGCCGGGAUCUCAUCAUCUGCGCUAGCUGCCAGGUCAGCUACGCCGAUCUCGUCUGUGUGGUGGCAGUCCUGCAGCAGACGGGGACUUGCUUUGAGAAGAUCGCCAAUGGCGACAUGACGACUAGCACGAUCAAGGUGUGUGUUGGGCAGUAUGAGGUGCCGAUCGCGAAUGAAAUCAAGCUGCGGCAUAUGCUGGUAAUGGACCUGGUGGCGCAGGCCAACUGCUUGUUGUCUCUUUUGCGGAAUCGGGGGCAGAGCCUGGUGCAGUCGCAGGGGCCGGCGCAGGACCGGCUCACGCAGAUCAAUAUAGACUACAUGCAGGAGGUUGUCAAGAGCUUUGAACAGACGCUGCGAUCGAUAGCCGAUUCGCUUGAUAAACCGGUGCCAGAUAGUUAG